UUAAUCUUUGGCUUCUUUCUUGACCAGGGAAAUGAGGAUUCUACGGAGCCACCUCUGGGAUGCAGGAAGGAGACCAAGAAGAGAGGAAGGAGACAUCCUCUCAAGGUGAUGAUCUCGCUGAAUUCUUCACCUCACUUACUGGAGAGAAAAAGGAAGAAAGAAGAGUCAACCAUCUGUGUUGCAAUUAAGUACACAUUCCAUUGUUGAUAUGGAGGAGAAAGCAUACAAAUGCUCAGAGUGUGGAAAGGGUUUCACUCGCAAGGCUCAUCUUCAGCGACAUGAAAGGACCCACACGGGGGAGAAGCCCUAUGAAUGCCUGGAUUGUGGGAAGAGCUUCACCGACACUGGAAGUUUACAUUUACAUCAGAGGACUCACACUGGGGAGAAACCCUAUAAAUGCCUGGAGUGUGGAAAGGGCUUCACUCAGAGUACAAAUCUGCAUUCACAUCAGAGGACUCACACGGGAGAGAAACCUUUUACAUGCCUGGAGUGUGGAAAGAGUUUCACUCAGAAUGCAAAUCUACAUGCACAUCAAAGAACGCACACGGGGGAGAAACCCUAUACGUGCUCGGAGUGUGGACAGAGCUUCACUCAUAGUGCAACUCUACAUUCCCAUCAAAGGGCUCACACUGGGGAGAAACCCUAUACCUGCCUGGAGUGUGGACAGAGCUUCACUGAGACUGGAAAUCUACAUUUACAUCAAAGGACUCACACUGGGGAGAAACCCUAUAAAUGCCUGGAAUGCGGAAAGAGCUUCAUUCAGAGUGCUACUCUAAAUUCACAUCAACUGACUCACUCAGGGGAGAAACCCUAUACGUGCUUGGAGUGUGGAAAGAGCUUCACUCAUAGUUCAAGUCUACGUUUGCAUCAAAGGACUCACACUGGAGAGAAACCCUAUCCAUGCCCGGAGUGUGGACAGAGCUUCAGUGACAGUGGAAGUCUGCGUUCACAUAAAAGGACUCACACUGGGGAGAAACCCUAUAAAUGCCUGGAGUGUGGGCACAGUUUCACUCAUAGUUCAGGUCUAAGUUCACAUCAAAGGAUUCACACUGAGGAGAAACCCUAUCCAUGCUUGGAGUGUGGACAGAGCUUCACUUGGAGUUCAAGUCUACGUAAACAUCAGAGGAUUCACACUGGGGAGAAACCUUAUAAAUGUGUGAACUGUGGGCAGAGCUUCACUGAGAGUGGAAGUCUACGCUCCCAUCAAAGGACUCACACUGGGGAAAAACCUUACAAAUGCCUGGAGUGUGGACAGAGCUUCACUUGGAGUUCAAGUCUACGUAAACAUCAAAGGACUCACACUGGGGAAAAGCCCUAUGAAUGCCUGGAGUGUGGAAAGAGCUUCACUGAGAGUGGAAGUCUACGUUCCCAUCAAAGGACUCACACUGGAGAGAAACCCUAUACAUGCCUGGAGUGUGGACAGAGCUUCACUCGUAGAUCACUUCUACAUUCACAUCAAGGGACUCACACUGGGGAGAAACCUUAGAAUUCCCUGGAGUGUGGACAGGGCUUCACUCAGAAUGGAAGUCUACCUAGACAUCAAAGGACGCACACUAGGGAGAAACCCUAUAAACAUACGUAGUGUAAAAAAGAACUUAUCUGAGAGUUGGAGUCGACAUAGUAUUCACAUUGGAGAGAACAGUGGUGUUUGACCCCCAAGAGACGCUGAUGACUGAGCUUUCCAAACUUUUCAUGUUGGUGACAUACUUUCACAACAUGGUAAUUGAGUUUAACAAGCAAACCGGAGGUUA
This is a messenger RNA of Anolis sagrei ordinatus, 1751 nucleotides long. Its product is annotated as zinc finger protein 135-like. The record is from RefSeq and is a predicted model, not a curated record. NCBI's taxonomy places the organism in Eukaryota, Metazoa, Chordata, Lepidosauria, Squamata, Anolidae.